AUGGCAAAGAGCAAAGAUGACAUAAAGUAUGCAACUUCACAGGCGAGACUAACUGAGGAUGAAGGUGUGAGGGUGGCUUACAAGCAUGGAACUCCACUUGAAGGAGGAAAGAUUGCUGAUUCUGAACCAGUUGAUCUCUUCUCAUGUGCUCACAAAAAUGGUCAAAACAGUGAUCAAUCUUCUUCAGAUACCACCACUCAGUCUCAGCUGCACCGUCAUACUAAAACUAAUGAUGAAGAAGGUGGUGGUGGUGGUGGUGGUGGUGGAGAAGAACACAACACCAGGACUGGUAAGCCACCAGUUCUUGGGGGGCCUAAAUAGAUUCUACAUAUACAUACAGGUUUCUACUGGUUGGAAUCUCAGUCUGUAGCUUCAAUGCUGAAAGAGUUGUGUUUCAACUCUAGUUUUUCCUUUGUUCCUGUCAUAUGGUGGCUGGUUGUAUGAGAGAGAAAGAUGC
Messenger RNA from Humulus lupulus (European hop), 457 nucleotides. RefSeq names its product SEED MATURATION PROTEIN 1. NCBI's taxonomy places the organism in Eukaryota, Viridiplantae, Streptophyta, Magnoliopsida, Rosales, Cannabaceae. The transcript has a single exon. The record is from RefSeq and is a predicted model, not a curated record. Gene Ontology annotation, biological process: seed dormancy process. Bases 1 to 321 code for a protein of 106 amino acids.